AUGGAUUGCAACCCCGUGCGUAGAGUGGCCGACCAGAAGCCGACCCCUGAAAUCGAUUUCUCAUUGCACACAAUGGAGGAUGGCACACAAGUGUCGACCCUCGAACGAGUGGUAAAAGAGGUUCAAGCGCCGGCCCUGACCACCCCUUCGGAUGAAUCGUUUUGGUCCCUCGAAGACCCCUCAAAGCCGAACCUCCAGUUCCUCAAGCAGCACCUGUAUCGGGAGGGCCGGCUCACUGAAGACCAGGCGCUUUGGAUAAUCAACGCCGGUAGUGAGAUCCUGCGCUCGGAGCCAAAUCUUCUGGAGAUGGAUGCCCCCGUAACAGUAUGCGGCGAUAUCCACGGCCAGUACUACGACUUAAUGAAGCUAUUUGAGGUUGGCGGCGACCCUGCUGAGACGCGAUACUUAUUCUUGGGCGACUACGUUGAUCGAGGUUACUUUAGCAUUGAAUGUGUUCUGUAUCUCUGGGCAUUGAAGAUCUGGUAUCCGCAUUCGUUUUGGCUGCUACGCGGGAACCACGAAUGUAGUCACUUGACAGAAUACUUUACCUUCAAGCUGGAGUGCAAGCACAAGUACAGCGAGCGUAUAUAUAAGGCCUGCAUGGAAUCUUUCUGUUCUCUACCGCUAGCGGCGGUCAUGAACAAGCAAUUUCUCUGCGUCCACGGUGGUCUCAGCCCAGAGCUGCACACCCUCGAGGAUAUCAUGGCGAUCGACCGGUUCCGCGAACCCCCAACCCACGGUCUUAUGUGUGACCUCCUCUGGGCCGAUCCUUUGGAGGAAUUCGGCCAAGAAAAGACAGGUGAUUUUUUUAUUCACAAUAGCGUUCGCGGUUGCUCUUAUUCCUUCUCCUAUUCGGCCGUAUGCGCAUUCCUCGAGAAGAACAACCUACUUUCCAUCAUUCGGGCACACGAAGCUCAAGAUGCCGGAUACCGCAUGUACAGGGAGACACGAACGACUGGCUUCCCUAGUGUCAUGACCAUUUUCAGCGCGCCCAACUACCUCGAUAGGUAUAACAACAAGGCCGCUAUUCUCAAAUACGAGAACAACGUAAUGAAUAUCCGGCAAUUCAACUGCACCCCGCACCCGUUCUGGCUGUCCAACUUUAUGGACGUCUUCGCCUGGUCCUUACCGUUUGUCGGUGAGAAAAUCACCGACAUGCUGAUCGCCAUUCUCAACACCUGCUCGAAAGAAGAAUUGGAGGAGGACAAUACUCCUUCAACUGCUACGGCCAGUCCCGCCUCGCCUUCCUUACCCAUAGAUACCGAUCCCACUGGCGAACCGGGCGAGAUCAAGCAACGAGCUAUCAGAAACAAGAUUCUUGCAAUCGGUCGUCUCUCCCGUGUCUUCAGGGUGCUCCGUGAACAAUCUGAAGGUAUCAGUGAGCUAAAAGCAGUAACCGCUGGCCGCCUGCCCCCCGGUACUCUCCUGCUGGGGGCUGAAGGCAUUAAGCAAGCCAUCCACAACUUUGAGGAGGCCCGAAAGGUCGACCUGCAGAACGAGCAUCUGCCGCCUACCCACGAAGAAGUUACUAAGCGAAGCGAAAAGGAUCGUCGCUCUGCUCUGGAGCGUGCUGAGCAGGAGGCUGCUAACGACGCCGAGUUGGCCACUGUUGCGCACAGAAUUAGCCUGUAA
This is a messenger RNA of Penicillium hordei, 1632 nucleotides long. Its product is annotated as serine/threonine-protein phosphatase 2B catalytic subunit. The coding region runs from base 1 to 1632 and encodes 543 amino acids. Gene Ontology annotation, molecular function: calmodulin binding; calmodulin-dependent protein phosphatase activity. Gene Ontology annotation, biological process: fungal-type cell wall organization; calcineurin-mediated signaling. Gene Ontology annotation, cellular component: cytoplasm; calcineurin complex. The transcript is spliced from 4 exons. Lineage: Eukaryota; Fungi; Ascomycota; Eurotiomycetes; Eurotiales; Aspergillaceae. The record is from RefSeq and is a predicted model, not a curated record.